This is a messenger RNA of Homo sapiens (human), 1586 nucleotides long. It is a transcript of the gene HLA-C, whose product is annotated as major histocompatibility complex, class I, C. NCBI's taxonomy places the organism in Eukaryota, Metazoa, Chordata, Mammalia, Primates, Hominidae. The record is from RefSeq and is marked reviewed. Gene Ontology annotation, cellular component: ER to Golgi transport vesicle membrane; cell surface; Golgi membrane. Bases 66 to 1166 code for a protein of 366 amino acids. The transcript is spliced from 8 exons. Gene Ontology annotation, biological process: antigen processing and presentation; signal transduction; immune response.
UCCGCAGUCCCGGUUCUAAAGUCCCCAGUCACCCACCCGGACUCACAUUCUCCCCAGAGGCCGAGAUGCGGGUCAUGGCGCCCCGAGCCCUCCUCCUGCUGCUCUCGGGAGGCCUGGCCCUGACCGAGACCUGGGCCUGCUCCCACUCCAUGAGGUAUUUCGACACCGCCGUGUCCCGGCCCGGCCGCGGAGAGCCCCGCUUCAUCUCAGUGGGCUACGUGGACGACACGCAGUUCGUGCGGUUCGACAGCGACGCCGCGAGUCCGAGAGGGGAGCCGCGGGCGCCGUGGGUGGAGCAGGAGGGGCCGGAGUAUUGGGACCGGGAGACACAGAACUACAAGCGCCAGGCACAGGCUGACCGAGUGAGCCUGCGGAACCUGCGCGGCUACUACAACCAGAGCGAGGACGGGUCUCACACCCUCCAGAGGAUGUAUGGCUGCGACCUGGGGCCCGACGGGCGCCUCCUCCGCGGGUAUGACCAGUCCGCCUACGACGGCAAGGAUUACAUCGCCCUGAACGAGGACCUGCGCUCCUGGACCGCCGCGGACACCGCGGCUCAGAUCACCCAGCGCAAGUUGGAGGCGGCCCGUGCGGCGGAGCAGCUGAGAGCCUACCUGGAGGGCACGUGCGUGGAGUGGCUCCGCAGAUACCUGGAGAACGGGAAGGAGACGCUGCAGCGCGCAGAACCCCCAAAGACACACGUGACCCACCACCCCCUCUCUGACCAUGAGGCCACCCUGAGGUGCUGGGCCCUGGGCUUCUACCCUGCGGAGAUCACACUGACCUGGCAGCGGGAUGGGGAGGACCAGACCCAGGACACCGAGCUUGUGGAGACCAGGCCAGCAGGAGAUGGAACCUUCCAGAAGUGGGCAGCUGUGGUGGUGCCUUCUGGACAAGAGCAGAGAUACACGUGCCAUAUGCAGCACGAGGGGCUGCAAGAGCCCCUCACCCUGAGCUGGGAGCCAUCUUCCCAGCCCACCAUCCCCAUCAUGGGCAUCGUUGCUGGCCUGGCUGUCCUGGUUGUCCUAGCUGUCCUUGGAGCUGUGGUCACCGCUAUGAUGUGUAGGAGGAAGAGCUCAGGUGGAAAAGGAGGGAGCUGCUCUCAGGCUGCGUGCAGCAACAGUGCCCAGGGCUCUGAUGAGUCUCUCAUCACUUGUAAAGCCUGAGACAGCUGCCUGUGUGGGACUGAGAUGCAGGAUUUCUUCACACCUCUCCUUUGUGACUUCAAGAGCCUCUGGCAUCUCUUUCUGCAAAGGCGUCUGAAUGUGUCUGCGUUCCUGUUAGCAUAAUGUGAGGAGGUGGAGAGACAGCCCACCCCCGUGUCCACCGUGACCCCUGUCCCCACACUGACCUGUGUUCCCUCCCCGAUCAUCUUUCCUGUUCCAGAGAGGUGGGGCUGGAUGUCUCCAUCUCUGUCUCAAAUUCAUGGUGCACUGAGCUGCAACUUCUUACUUCCCUAAUGAAGUUAAGAACCUGAAUAUAAAUUUGUGUUCUCAAAUAUUUGCUAUGAAGCGUUGAUGGAUUAAUUAAAUAAGUCAAUUCCUAGAAGUUGAGAGAGCAAAUAAAGACCUGAGAACCUUCCAGAA